Messenger RNA from Striga hermonthica, 915 nucleotides. NCBI's taxonomy places the organism in Eukaryota, Viridiplantae, Streptophyta, Magnoliopsida, Lamiales, Orobanchaceae. The record is from the annotation of a GenBank genome assembly.
AUGAUGGCAAAAUCAAUCUCUGCUAAGUCAAGUGAAGGCCCCCAACCUGAAUUGGAGUCCUCUGCUUGCUGCCCUAAAAAUGAUUUGGUCUAUACAAGGAGGAAAAAAUAUGGGAAAAAGCCACCAGUCCCUCAAAAUGUUUUGGUCUAUACGAGGAAAAAGAAUGCCAAAAAGUCGAAUGAAAUUGACAACGAAGGAAAGCAUUUGGCACCGAAAGUCGAGCUCGAUGAGAGGACAAUGAGAGAAUGGGAAAUCUCGACCGGAAAACUCGAUUCUAGUAAAGACCCGGUUGAAGGUGAAAUCGAGUGGUGGGAGAAGGAGAGGAGAUCUUUUGUCGAGCGGGUCGAAUCUUUUGUUUCCAGCAUACGACCUAUCCAAGAGAUAUUCAUUUUCUCUUUAUUAUUGAGCAGCUCUGCCUUCAUAUCACUCGCGGCUAAGUAUCCGCUUGAGGCAGCCCAAGUACAUUUUCUGCCACCCGAAUCUGAAAAAAUGGCUCUGAGGUCGAGUGGAUCAAAAGCGAAAGAACAUGAGGUGAUGCUGCACACUAUGGGAAAAGGAAGAGGAGUGAAGAUAAGGAAGAGGAGUGAAGAUGGUUGGGAUGCUUUAAAGAAACGUUAUAUGGAAGGUGAGUUUGGUGACGACACAUAUGAUAAUCACACAUCGGAUGCUUUGGAUUGGAAAGCAGUUCAGAUGGCCGAAGUUGACGAAAUAGCUAAGGCCAUUGAAAAACGAGGGAUGAGCAAUAAUUUGGCCACAAGAAUAAAGAAUUGCCUCAAUAUGUUGGCGACUAAUGUCGGUUCUCUUAACCUGGAAUGGAUAAAAGGUGUUCCAGAUAACACGGCAAGAGAACACUUGUUGAGCAUAUCUGGGCUGGGGCUAAAAAGCGUGGAGUGCAUACGCUUGUUGUCACUAUAA